AUGAAAAAUUUUAUUUCUCUUGUGAGAGGCUCUUCUCAUUUUCAUCAUCAUCAGCACCACCCAUCACUCGUGAAUAACAUGUUUUCUACCAAGAGUACAUGUUCAGCUCGAGGAACGCUCUCCGUGCUCUUCCAACAACAAGCAUCAUCUUCCACCAAUAGUAAAAUGUUUCAUACGAGCGUUUUUUCAUUCCAACAACAAGAACAAGUCUCGCUUCAUUCCUAUCCUUCAUCAACCAUUCAGGAAAUUAUGAAUUCUCUUCCUGACCCAUCAACAUUGAACAUUAAACCUAGAAACAAGAAGACUCCUGUUGAAAGACAUAAAACAAGACAAACAUGGAGGGACAGACCAAAAAUCACAGCAAAAUUCCUCGAUACACUUCCCACAGUAACAUUCAGACAAAUUAAUAUUAAACAAGGCCCAAAGAAGGUGAAUGAAGUUACCGAAAUGUUACGUGGAAUUAGUGCAAAGGAAGCUCUCAUUCAAUUACAAAGUUGCGAGAAGAAAAUUGCUCCUAAAAUGUAUACAUUCAUUCGUAGCUGUAUGCUCAAUGCCGAAAACGUUCAUGGUAUGAACGCUGAUCGUCUUCUCAUCCGAGAAUGUAUCGUAAAUAAGCAGCAAUACAGAAAACAAUUGAGAUAUCAUGCCAAGGGUCGUUAUGGUGUCGAGUUGAAUAGACGAACAAGUAUUGUGGUCAAGAUGGUCGAGGUACCAGAGAUUGAAGGUGAACACAGAUUGGGUAGAUAUGGUUGGACAAAUAAGACUUGGAGAGAGUAUGAACAAGAAAUGUUGAGCGAGAAGACUACUGAAACUGUGGACAAUGCUGAAAUUAUUGAGCCAGAGGCAACCAUGCAAGAAGAGGCUUCUGACAACUCUGCAGCAGAAUCUGUAGAAACAGUCGAAGUGAAUGAAACACCAAACGCUUCCGAUAAGAAUGCCAAGCAAUAA
Messenger RNA from Naegleria lovaniensis, 948 nucleotides. RefSeq lists its product as uncharacterized. Gene Ontology annotation, cellular component: mitochondrial large ribosomal subunit; ribosome. The record is from RefSeq and is a predicted model, not a curated record. The transcript has a single exon. Bases 1 to 948 code for a protein of 315 amino acids. Gene Ontology annotation, biological process: ribosome assembly; translation. NCBI's taxonomy places the organism in Eukaryota, Heterolobosea, Eutetramitea, Acrasida, Naegleriidae. Gene Ontology annotation, molecular function: structural constituent of ribosome.